Molecule: messenger RNA, 1637 nt
Organism: Sorghum bicolor (sorghum)
Lineage: Eukaryota; Viridiplantae; Streptophyta; Magnoliopsida; Poales; Poaceae
Product: homeobox-leucine zipper protein HOX21
Exons: 3
Coding region: 93-1160 (355 amino acids)
Biological process (GO): positive regulation of DNA-templated transcription
Cellular component (GO): nucleus
Molecular function (GO): DNA-binding transcription factor activity, RNA polymerase II-specific; sequence-specific DNA binding
Source: RefSeq, a predicted model, not a curated record
CACUCUCUCUCUCUCCCUCCCUCCCUCCCUCUCAGCUAGCGUCUCUCUCUCAAAUACUACUGCCCACCCAUGCGCCUUGCCCUCCUCCUUUGAUGAGGCCAAUGGCCAGCAAUGGCAUGGCGUCCUCACCCUCGCCCUUCUUCCCUCCAAACUUCCUCCUCCAAAUGCAGCAGACACCCUCCGAUCAUGACCCCCAAGAACAGCAACACCAUCACCACCACCACCACCACCAUGAGCACCACCUCCCUGCUCCUCCCCUUCAUCCUCACCACAACCCCUUCCUCCCGUCCUCUCAAUGCCCCUCCCUGCAAGACUUCCGAGGUAUGGCGCCAAUGCUGGGGAAGCGUCCGAUGUACGGCGCGGACGUCGUCGCCGGAGGAGGCGACGAGGUGAACGGCUGCGGCGGCGGCGGCGGCGCGAACGAGGACGAGCUGUCGGACGACGGCUCCCAGGCCGGGGAGAAGAAGCGGCGGCUGAACGUGGAGCAGGUGCGGACGCUGGAGAAGAACUUCGAGCUCGGGAACAAGCUGGAGCCGGAGCGGAAGCUGCAGCUGGCGCGUGCCCUUGGCCUGCAGCCGCGGCAGGUGGCCAUCUGGUUCCAGAACCGGCGCGCGCGGUGGAAGACGAAGCAGCUGGAGAAGGACUACGACGCGCUCAAGCGCCAGCUCGACGCCGUCAAGGCCGACAACGACGCCCUCCUCUCCCACAACAAGAAGCUCCAGGCCGAGAUACUGGCGCUGAAGGGAGGCAGGGAGGCAGGGUCGUCGGAGCUGAUCAACCUCAACAAGGAGACGGAGGCGUCCUGCAGCAACCGCAGCGAGAACAGCUCCGAGAUCAACCUCGACAUCUCGCGCACGCCGCCGUCCGAGGGCCCCAUGGACCCUCCGCCGCCGCACCAGCACCCGCACCAGCACCACCACGCCGCCGGUGGCGGCUUGAUCCCUUUCUACCCUUCCGUCGGCGGCGGCCGCCCUGCUGCUGCUGCUGGCGUGGACAUCGACCAGCUCGUCCUGCACACCUCCAUCACCCCAAAGCUGGAGCCGCUCGGCAACGGCGCCGCUGUCCAGGCCGCGGAAACCGCCAGCUUCGGCAACCUCCUGUGCGGCGUCGACGAGCCGCCGCCGUUCUGGCCGUGGGCCGACCACCAGCACUUCCAUUGAUCAUCGUCUCCUCAUCUCCAUCGUCACAAACAAUAAUAUAAUGAUUCACAAUGGCAUAUUGCAUUGCGAUGGCGAUCAACAAUAUAGUGAGGAGAAAUAGUGGAGGAAACCACCAAUUUGGAUUAAUUCUUGGCGAGUGCAGAAGGGAAGGAGGAAGCCAGGCUGUGCAUGAUCUGAUCGACCGCGAGGUAUCUGCGAGAUUAUGCGAUUUAUAUUUGGAAAUGGAGUAGUUGAUCAUGGUGGGAAGCAAGGGGUUGUAAUUAAGGGGAAUAAGCGAAGAGGUGGUGUAAUUUAAUUAGGUAGGUUUUGGUUUGAGUUUUGAUAGUAUCUUUAUUUUUGCGCCUUCAUUUUUUUUUUGUCUUUGCGUUUUUCUUUUCUUUUAUUUUUGUUGACACAUAUAUAAAUUUGUGAAUUGUGAGUUGUAUAGGUGCAUGGUUUUUAAAAAAUUGCCUGGAUCAAGAGCAGUACAUCUCUCUC